UAUCUUACAUCUUUCUUUUUUUCUUUUUUUCUUUUUUUCGUUUUUGUUCUUUUUCAUUCAUGUAUCGACACUCAUUCUCUUCUCCAACAAUGAAAGGUUGGCUUUUGCAAAAAUCUAGAAUUGGUUUACGUAAAACACGAAUACGAUACUAUUUUAUACUGGAAUCUCAACAAUUACGAUCCUAUAAAACAAACCGACCGGAUGCUUUACCUAUAUCUUCUAUUGAUUUAUCUGAAUAUGAAUUACAAAUCCAAUCCUCUGCCAAGCAAUUCACUUUUCAAUUGAUUCAUCAAACUAACAAAUCAUCCGCCAAUACUACACCAACCUCAUCUUCUUUUCCUUCAGCCAACCUCGAUCUUCAAGCAGAAAAUGAGUUGGAUUGGAGCCAUUGGGUCGACACAUUGGAACAUUAUGUAGGCGAUCAUCAUCACACUGUCAACAACAUAUCCAGCAAUAUUGGUUCCUAUGACGAUCAAAAUCAAGUAGAUGUGUUGGACAAAUGGCUUGGACGUUAUGAUUUGAUGGUACCUAGUACUGAUCGAUUCACACCCUCUCUUCUAUCAUUGGCACCUUCCUCAACGUAUGACAAUAACGAUGACGUUGAUGAUUCGAAUUCCAUCAGCUCACGAAUACCUACUACACUUGAUCAACCAUCCUCUUCGGAAUCAUUAUCAUCUCCUCCAAGUAAACAACGUCGAUUCUUGGGUUUCUUAUCAUCCAUCACUGCCAAGAAAAGCAAAUCAACUUUAAAUGAUAUCGAUGACUUCUAAUAUCCUUUGACAUAAGAAUCUUUUUUAUGGAUUGAAUCAAGACUGAACUUGUUUGACACACGUUAUCGUCAUUAUAUCUCACCUUUUUAUCUCAGAGAUAUCUUUUUUUUUUUUUGGUCAUGUUGACAUGAUUGUUUUUACUUUAGACUCUACGUUCAUUUUAUAUUCUACUCUCAGUAAUACCUUAGUUUAUGAUACCAUUUUAUAAUAUUGAAUAAA
Halteromyces radiatus is the source of this 989-nucleotide messenger RNA. RefSeq lists its product as uncharacterized. Lineage: Eukaryota; Fungi; Mucoromycota; Mucoromycetes; Mucorales; Cunninghamellaceae. The record is from RefSeq and is a predicted model, not a curated record. The transcript has a single exon. Bases 60 to 770 code for a protein of 236 amino acids.